AAAUAUGCAAAGGUUACGGAAAUUUCGGAGAUGAAUCGUUUUCACCUGCGAGAUGACAGCUUUGCGUCGCUAAAUUAUUACCUUCAUUCAACCGAAAUGGCAAGUUCAAGAUGACUUGCUUAUUACCAGCAUAUCUCCUAGUAAAUUUUCUGCUGACGAUUGCAUUAAGUUCAGGAUGUCCAGAUGCCUGCUUUUGCAAAUGGCGCAAUGGAAAACAGACGGUCGACUGCCUCAACACGGGCCUCUUAACUAUUCCCGAGGGAAUUGAUCCCGCUACUCAAGUUCUGGACGCGGCAGGUAGCAAUCUGCAAAUAAUCCAGCCGGACUAUUUCUCCAACUUGGGCUUAAUUAACCUCCAGAAAUUGUUCCUCCGUCAAUGCAACAUUAAAGCCAUCCACAACGAUGGCUUCAAAGGCCUGACUAAUCUAGUGGAUAUCGAAUUGGCUACGAAUCAGCUUCAAAGAGUGCCCACAGAAGCGUUUUUAAAUAGCCCAUCUCUAAUGCGAAUCGUCCUACGAAAUAACCCAAUAACUGCUAUAGAGAGACUGGCCUUCAAUCAUUUAAGUUUCUUGUCCACGCUCGAUUUGAGUGAAUGCCAGAUAACGUAUGUGGACGAGGAAGCUUUCAGCACUCUUUACACUCUUGAGUGGUUGGACCUGUCGAAGAACAAGAUCCAAACAUUUCCCGAUAUGCACCAUUUUCCAAAAGCCCUGAAAGGACUGCAAAUCCACGAAAAUCCAUUCAAUUGCGACUGUAAAAUCCGCAGUUUUAAGCAAUGGCUAGAUAGAAGGAUUUAUCCUAUUUUGGUUGCACCGCAAUGCGAAAAACCUGAUACGCUCAACGGUAAGCUAAUCAGCACUUUAAAGGAAAGCGACUUAGCUUGUUCCCCUGAAGCGGCACCAAAUUCGUUUUACUUCGAGAUGGAAGAAGGCAGGAAUAUUACGUUUCUUUGUAAGGUAAAAUCAGUGCCACCAGCGAGCAUUUCCUGGAUAUUUCGGGGGCAAGUUUUACAAAACAACAGCGAAUCAUCCGCCGGAUUGCGCUUCGUAUAUUUUACGGAGGAAGGCGAGGAGGAAAAGCAGAGCAGUCUGUUCAUUUACAACUUAAAUUCGGCAAACAAUGGUACAUUUUACUGCCUGGCAGAAAAUCCCGCAGGUGCCGCCUCGGCAAACUACACCAUUAUGAUAAUUCUCAAACAGGAACCCAUUAGAUUAGAAGAGGGCCAAGCUUUUUCUAUUGAUGUGGCUUCCAUAUUCGUAGCUGCAGGACUUGUGCUGGCUUCCUUGUGUUUUGUCGCUAUAAUUAUGGCUCUGUGUAAACGACAGUCAAAGUCCAAAGAAAAGAGAAAACCGGAACAAAUUGUUGCCAAUGUUCAAGUACCGACACUCAAGAAAUCUGUACUGAAAAAACCUCCACUACAACCGGCUGUUGCUGAGCCGGACAUAAUUAAUGAAAUCAGUGGAGAAGCAAAUCAAUAUUCAAACAAACUACAGCUACAUCCGAUUAUCGUCAGACCAAUUGCAAUCGGAAAUAAUGGUCGUAAUCAGCCCUACCUGAAGCCAACCUUAACUGGCAAACAUCGGCCAGUUUCAGCUCCCAGUUUUGAGCGCUAUGUUGAGUAUUUUGAUUUACGCUCUACGUCAGGUGGAUAUACAGCGCAGACCGGUAACCCUGCAGUGGUCUCAGCAUUACGGCAAACGUCAUAUUCUGAGCAAUCUUCUUCAAAAAGGGGAAAAAAUCCAAUGAUUUUUGUAAAAGAAGCUUUUGGAGCUGAGUUGAAAAAUUAUUCAGACUCGCAUGAAGAUGUACAACUGUAGCACUUAACUUUAGAAUAAAUACUUUUCAGCAAUG
Messenger RNA from Dendroctonus ponderosae (mountain pine beetle), 1851 nucleotides. Its product is annotated as amphoterin-induced protein 2. The transcript is spliced from 4 exons. NCBI's taxonomy places the organism in Eukaryota, Metazoa, Arthropoda, Insecta, Coleoptera, Curculionidae. Bases 111 to 1817 code for a protein of 568 amino acids. Gene Ontology annotation, molecular function: protein binding. The record is from RefSeq and is a predicted model, not a curated record.